GAAGGAAAGCCUGUCACACUAUAAACUGGAGAGCUUUUUUGUCCUGCUCCUGGAGAAGCAGUAAAUCGUCAGAUCAGUAAAGUCAGCGAUCAAAUCCACUUUUCUGCCCAGUGACAGGUCAACGUGGAGCCAGUGUAGGAUGCUGGUGGAGUCACAGGGCUUCUUAUAGCCUCUCCACUCUCUGGAUCAUCUCUUCAUAUCCUCCAGAAGAGCAGUUGGAGGUCGAGCGCCGCUGGGAGCCGUGGCCGCGGUGUGAGCCGGUGGAGCCCGGGAGGUGAGCAGCUGCUCCGCGGCGGAGGAGCCGGGCAUGGAGAUGUUGCGCCGCUCCUCUGUGUUCGCUGCGGAGGUGUUCGACCGCUCGCUCACCGAAAAGGAGCUGGUGUCCCAGGCCAAAGCGCUGUGCAGGGACUACAUCCAUUCCAGGCUGAACCGUGCCGGCAUAGGCUGGUCCAACCCCGACCACGGGCGGGCUGCAUCAGGCGGGACGCAGGGGGAGACGUCGACGGUCCUGCUGUGGCUGGGUGACGAGUUGGAAUACCUUCGACCCAACGUUUAUCGUAAUGUAGCGCGACAGCUGAACAUCACAGUGGCUUCGGAGAGCGUGGUGUCGGACGCAUUCCUGGCUGUGGCUAAAGACAUUUUCUCUACAGGUAUUACUUGGGGAAAGGUGAUUUCUUUGUACGCCGUAGCAGGGGCCUUGGCGAUUGAUUGUGUACACCACGGUCAUCCGGCCAUGAUCCAAACCAUCGUCGACUCCAUGGGAGAGUUUGUCCGCAAGCAUCUGACCUCCUGGUUAAAAAGGAAAGGGGGCUGGGUGGAUGUCACGAAAUGCGUGGUGAACACUGACGCCAGCUUCCGCUCUCAUUGGCUGGUGACUGCUGCCUGCACCUUUGGACACUAUCUGAAAGCCAUCGUGUUGUACCUCCUCAGGGAGAAGUGAAAGACUGACCAGCACUGCGCACCACCAGCACCACUCCACUGAAGCAUCCACUGCUUUGGAAUAUGUUUACACUCGUUUGCACUGAGCCUACAUUAAUGAACACUUGUCCCCUCACAGACAAUGGACUCUCCCAGCUUCUUCCGCUUCCUUGUGUCUAUUUAUUAUUAUAUACAGUUACAUAGUAUAUUGGCACACAUUUGAUGUGAAUGUAUAAAAUCACCCACUGUUAAUGUUUGUAACUUUUAAUUUUUCCACAAACAGCAGAACUGGCUUAUUGGGGGUUUUGGCUGCCCCCAGUGGGGAAAAUGUUAACUACUUUUUUUGGACUCUUCUCACCUAGACGGUAUUAACAGGUCAACAGACUAAUGCAUGUUAGAUAAAUGGAGUAUACAUCCUAUUGUCCCCUAACCAAGGGACUGUAUGAAUAUUUUUGGGGGGACUGGGUUCAGAAAAGGGGAAAAGGUUUUUGGAACUUUUUUCUCACUGCAGAUUUAUAUUUUGUUUCAGCAUGACCAUCAACAAUCCUGUUUCUAUUUCAGGGUUUUAUUUGUCUCAUCACAAUAGCUAGUAUCUAGCGGGAGCAACAAAUCAGCCUGGAGAAAAAACUAUAUUUAGAGAUAUCCCUUGUCUCGACCAAGUUGUUCCUUUACUUAAUCUUUUUAUCACAACUGAAAAGAAGAUUGCGUCAUAAAGAGUCUGUAGUAAUAUAAUAUAAUAUAUAUUGUGCAGAAUAACAUAUAGCUUUAUAUUUUACUAAUUGGAAAAAGAACAACACAUUUUGACUUGGCGCUGAUUAUCUUAUGAAUGUUUAACUGAAAUAAAACUUUAAUUAUGCUUUUUCAAAACUUCCACUAAAAGAUGUAGCCCCCUUCUCCAGUCCCAGAUUAGUCAGAUGAAUUAAGUCUACAACUUCUACACAAUGCAUUUCAAACAGUACUGUACAUUCAAUGCAAUAAUUCCUCCCUCUAUUCCUUUGUUCACUGUGAGGCAGUGUGUUAUAUUGCUGUACUGUGAUAGUAAAGUUACAGUGUGUUUUCUCUGAGUUAGAGCACUUUGAUAACAUUUCAGUGUGUUAGUAGAAUUUAUUCCAUGAAUAAUUUCACUUUUAUAUGGCAUGUAUGUAAGACUAUGUUAUGUAGAAUAUAAGUGAGUCGUUUGCAACUGUAAAUAUUAACAUUAAUAAAUAAAUUGUUUUUACAACUCUC
Messenger RNA from Hippoglossus stenolepis (Pacific halibut), 2145 nucleotides. It is a transcript of the gene boka, whose product is annotated as BCL2 family apoptosis regulator BOK a. Gene Ontology annotation, cellular component: mitochondrial outer membrane. Gene Ontology annotation, molecular function: protein heterodimerization activity; protein homodimerization activity. The record is from RefSeq and is a predicted model, not a curated record. NCBI's taxonomy places the organism in Eukaryota, Metazoa, Chordata, Actinopteri, Pleuronectiformes, Pleuronectidae. The transcript is spliced from 5 exons. Bases 308 to 940 code for a protein of 210 amino acids. Gene Ontology annotation, biological process: extrinsic apoptotic signaling pathway in absence of ligand; intrinsic apoptotic signaling pathway in response to DNA damage; regulation of apoptotic process.